AUGACCUACCCCUCACAACCCCCACUCACCACAAUCCCCCCUCCCCCACCACCCUCCACCGUUGAUAAUGAAGAGCCAACGGCCUCUACUCGCCAGAGGGUCCAGUCAGAAGAGCCAAGGGCAAAGCUGCAGGUCGUCAAAAUUAAGGAUCGAGUGUUCAAACGAUCGAAGAGGCCUGCCACCGCUGUGAUUCCAAAACACAUUGUAUACAGCCCAAAUGCUGCAGAAUGUGUCAAACAAAGCUGUCCCAACCCAAUGGAUGUUUUCCUACUAAUGUAUCCACCCACCCUAAGAGAGAUCACCAUUGAAAUGUCCAACCUCUACUCCACCCAGACCAAGGACGAGCAACUGUAUCUGAGUAUGGAUGAGCUCCUUACAUUCUAUGGGAUCCUUAUCACAUCUGGGUACAGCUCUGUUCCAAGAAGACACAUGUACUGGUCACUUGACAGUGAUGUACACAAUGAAAGCAUUUCAGAUUCAAUGCGGAGAAAUCGCUUUGAUGAAAUAAUGGCCUCAGUUCAUGUGGUUGACAACACAAAGAUCACUGACGACCCAUUUUUUAAGGUUAGGCCCAUCUUCUCUGAGCUCAAUCAGUCAUACAAAGUCAUGCCAUUUCAGGAAUGGCUGUCAGUGGAUGAGAGCAUGAUCCGAUACUAUGGCCGACAUGGAUGUAAGCAAUUCAUUAGAGGUAAACCAAUCCGUUUUGGUCACAAGCUAUGGAGCCUUGCCUCACCCAGUGGUUACAUGUAUCACAUGGAGCCAUAUGGUGGAUCCCACACACUCCUCCCUGAGACUGGGCUGGGUCAGGGACCCAGUGUCGUUCUCGGUCUUGCAGAGCAAUCUCAGGUGCCUCAAGGUUGCAAGUUCCUUCAUGACAACCUCUUCACUUCGCUUGCACUCCUCGAUGAAAUGACAAAAAGAGGAUAUGGGAGCUCUGGAACGAUGAGGCAGAAUCGUCUGUUUGAUGUCCCAUUCAAGCCUCAGAAGGACUUCAUGAAGUUACCCCGGGGAACCUCUGAGGUUCUGACCCAAGGAGACAAGUUGCUGGUCCGUUGGAAAGACAAUAACAUUGUCACAGUGGCAACAAACAUGGAGGAGAAAUACAGUGAGACCUCUGUCAAAAGAUGUAACAAGGAGCGACGUGCCUUUGACAAAGUCCCACAACCAAAAUGCAUCAACCAAUACAAUGAGCACAUGGGUGGUGUUGACCUUCAUGACCUACAGGUUUCAAGAUACCAUAUCUCCAUCAGGUCUAAGAAGUGGUGGUGGCCCAUCUUUGCAUGGUCUCUCAACAGUGCACUCGUAAACAGCCAUUUCUUUUACAGAGACGUUAUGGGAGGGACCAUCGACCUGCUCACCUUCUCACGGAUAGUGGCACAGUCUCUUAUGCAAAAGUUUGGCAUGAAACCACUGAGCCAAGGAAGGAGAUCUUUACUGGCUGCUACUGUUGAAGAUCAGUGGCCCCCAGUCGGCACGCUGGGUGUUCCAGACGGUGUCCCCUGGCCCCUGAAGGCAGCCCUUCUGGUUCCCGCUGGAUCAUGUGGCUCCCCCAGCAGCCCCUCCAGUCCUGAUCAGGGGGCCCCUGGGAGCUCCAGCCUGGUGGCCUGA
Molecule: messenger RNA, 1608 nt
Organism: Salvelinus fontinalis (brook trout)
Lineage: Eukaryota; Metazoa; Chordata; Actinopteri; Salmoniformes; Salmonidae
Product: piggyBac transposable element-derived protein 3-like
Exons: 2
Coding region: 1-1608 (535 amino acids)
Molecular function (GO): sequence-specific DNA binding
Source: RefSeq, a predicted model, not a curated record